AUGAGUGUCGAUACACUGUGCAAGAUUUGGGCACUUAAGCUAGUUACCUUUCAAGCGGAUAUUUCUUCUCUGCUCAAGAAGUCCAAGAGGUUGGCAGAGCAACUGAAUAAUACGACUAUCAACAUGGAGAACAGUCAGUCGCUGACACAAGACAAACUUCGGUUGCACGAAUUGAUGGUUCACCUAACUGAAGAGUUGCAGCGGCAUCGCGAUGAAGCCAGUGCAAAGAAGCGUUUGCACGAGUGGCAAAAGUCUCUGGACCGAAUGCGUGCCAAGAUCCGAAAGAUAUCCCACACUCUGGGUGAAGUUGGCCUUGUAGAUAUGGCGGCAAUCGAUAAGCUAUGCGAUACAGAGGAUUACUCACAACCACACUAUGAAGUGCUCAGCCAAGAGUUGCAACGUUGCGAGGCGCUUCGUCAUGACAAUCUUUCGAUACUCAUUGAUCGUGUGUGGUCACAAAUCUAUCUGUGGUUCAACAUGACAUUGCAGCAUUCAAACAUGAAGCAUUGCAAACAGGAUUGCGCGUCUGUCGAGCUAUUAGAGCUGUUGGAGCAGAAGGUAAUUGAUCUUCAGACAUUCUACCACGAUCACAGCGACAUCUUUCAACUGUACGCCAAGCGUGAUGAGUUGUGGACACGCAUGGCUGAGCUGGAUCAUUUAGCUGGUGAGCCAACUCGAUAUCGCAAUCGUGGUGGGCAAUUACUUCGCGAGGAGAAAGAACGUAAUUAUAUUCAGGGCAAAUUGCCCGAGAUUGAGGCCAAACUCGGUGAACUUGUGCGACACUUUGAAGAGUCUGAGGGUCGACAAUUUACGGUAUUCAACGUGGAGAUAAUGCAUAAAAUAACCAUGGAUUGGGAGGAAUAUAAUCAGACUAAAGCGAAUGAAAUACAGCGACGCAAACAAUCCAUGUUUCAGACUACAACGCCAAGACUCAUACGAGGCUCUUCCACCACAUCCAGUCUUGUAUUAAAUGGAAAAACGCCUCAGCGUGCCAAGUCUGGAAAGCUCUCAGCAAGAGGAUUGUCCUCAAAUGGGUCCACAUCAUCCAGUCUUCUGUCGGAUCGAAAGCCGCCACAGCGCAACAAGUGCGUAUAA
Molecule: messenger RNA, 1095 nt
Organism: Drosophila nasuta
Lineage: Eukaryota; Metazoa; Arthropoda; Insecta; Diptera; Drosophilidae
Product: protein regulator of cytokinesis 1-like
Exons: 1
Coding region: 1-1095 (364 amino acids)
Biological process (GO): mitotic spindle midzone assembly; microtubule cytoskeleton organization
Cellular component (GO): cytoplasm; spindle; mitotic spindle midzone
Molecular function (GO): microtubule binding
Source: RefSeq, a predicted model, not a curated record